UGUGUGUGUGUGUGUGUGUGUGUGUGUGUGUGUGAGACUGUAUUUAAGGCUCUUCCUGGACUCUGGAUCUGCUGUGAGCGGCUCAAACACGGAGUGAAUCCUGACAGAUGCUGGUUUGCAGCCAUGGGGGACUGGUCCUACCUGUCCACCUUGCUCGACAAGGUGCAGACUCACUCCACGGUGGUGGGCAAAAUCUGGAUGAGCGUCCUCUUCCUCUUCCGGAUCUUUGUCCUGGGAGCAGCUGCAGACAAAGUGUGGGGGGACGAGGUGUCCGAGUUCUACUGUGACAGCCAAGAACCUGGCUGCAGCCACGCAUGCUACAACUGGAUGUUCCCCGUCUCCUACGUCCACUACUGGGUGCUGCAGAUCACCUUCGUGUCCACGCCCACUCUGGUGUACCUGGGCCAUGCCGUGCACGUCAUCCACAGAGAGAAGAGGAUGUUGGAGAAGCAGCAGAGGAACACCUCAGGUGGAGGUGUGCUGAUGAAGACGAGGUACACAGAUGACAGGGGGAAGGUGAAGAUUAAAGGCGUCCUCUUCUGCACCUACAUGACCCAGCUGAUCUUCAAGGUGCUGCUGGAGGUGGGCUUCACCGUGGCUCAGUUCUACAUCUUUGGCCCCGUCUUCAUGGUCUCCUUAUUCCACUGCACCCUGUCUCCGCCAUGUCCACGCUUCUCCGGGGCACAGUGUUACGUCUCCCGUCCCACGGAGAAGACGAUCUUCAUCAUCUUCAUGCUGGCGGUGUCGGGCGUGUCGGUGCUGCUGAACGUGGUGGAGAUGAUCUACCUGCUGUGUAAGCGGAGCAGAGAGCGCAGGAAGAGGCUCUCGACUCAGCAGCAGGCCGUCCCGUCUAACCCAGCGUGGGGGGGUGGGGCCAGCAGGUAUGGUGGAUUCCCUCUGUUACCUGUACCUGCUGCAGGUGUUACAGGUGGGGAGCAGAGCAGGGACUCAGACUGGAAGGAGAAGGACACCUGAUGGGAUUCUGAAAUAUUACACUUUGAUGGAUAGCUGCAUUUUGUGAAUAAAAAUGUCUGUUCUUCUUUUGAUCUUUAUUAAACAAGUGAAUCUUCUCA
Molecule: messenger RNA, 1073 nt
Organism: Labrus bergylta (ballan wrasse)
Lineage: Eukaryota; Metazoa; Chordata; Actinopteri; Labriformes; Labridae
Product: gap junction Cx32.2 protein
Biological process (GO): cell-cell signaling
Cellular component (GO): connexin complex
Molecular function (GO): gap junction channel activity
Source: RefSeq, a predicted model, not a curated record